UGCUCUGUAUGAUUGUCUGACUUUCUUGCAAGAAUAAACCUCUUUUUUUGUUUUGUUUUUUUUUUAGUUAUUGUCUCACAACAAGAGUUGGAAAUAUUUUUCCAUACCAAGGAGAGCGUAUCAGAGUGAAGUUCUCAUGGCGUCUCUCCAUACAUUACUGAUUCUGUGUGGAUGUGCCACAGCCCUGUGUUUGCCAACAUCUUCACUCACUGGCAAUGCAAUAUUUGAUGUGGAUAAUGGAAAAGACCUGGAUAUAUUUGAAAUAAAUGAAGCGGCAGGACUUGACCUGGUGGAAGGAGACAUUCUGAUAAAGGAGGGAGAAGGCAGAAACACUAUCCUGGGUGAAAAGUAUCGCUGGCCGACCACUGUGCCAUAUGUCCUCGACAGCAGCCUCGAAAUCAAUGCUAAAGGUGUGGUACUGAGAGCACUUGAGCAAUACAGACUUAAGACCUGUAUUGACUUUAAACCUUGGGAUGGAGAGCCAAACUACAUUUUCAUAUUUAAAGACGAUGGGUAAGAAAACACUACACACAUUUA
This is a messenger RNA of Carassius auratus (goldfish), 537 nucleotides long. Its product is annotated as meprin A subunit beta-like. The record is from RefSeq and is a predicted model, not a curated record. The transcript is spliced from 7 exons. Bases 137 to 517 code for a protein of 126 amino acids. Gene Ontology annotation, biological process: proteolysis. NCBI's taxonomy places the organism in Eukaryota, Metazoa, Chordata, Actinopteri, Cypriniformes, Cyprinidae. Gene Ontology annotation, molecular function: metalloendopeptidase activity.